AUGUCUACCGAACGUCGCUUGAAAGCCCUCAAAACCAGACUUCGCAGUAUCCAAACAUCAUUUGGGCUAAUCAAGGCGUUUGUAGACGAAUAUAACGACGAGACGCAUUCUGAUGAGGUUCCUGUACGUCUUGAAAACCUUGGAGUUUUGUGGAAUGAUUUCCUGAAGGUUCAAGGAGAAAUCGAAGCCAUGGAUAUUCUAGAGCCGAAAGCGAUUGAGGCUCACCUAGCACAACGAGUGGAAUUCGAGUCCCUGUAUUAUAAAGUGAAAGGAUUUCUUCUAGCUGCCAAUAAACUACCACCUUCACCCAAUAUGCCAAUCGGUUCCAGUUUCACGUCGCACUUCCCACCUUCUUCACAUCACAUACGACUCCCUGAUAUCAAAAUUCCAACGUUCAGUGGCAACAUAGACACGUGGCUCAACUUUCACGAUCUCUUCGUAUCGCUUGUGCACUCAUCGCAUGAACUUUCUAGCAUUCAAAAGUUCUAUUAUCUACGUGCUUCUCUCUCCGGCGAUGCCCAAAAGUUGAUUCAAACCAUUCCGAUCAGUUCCAACAACUACUUGGUUGCUUGGAAUUUACUCUUGGAUCACUUCCAAAAUCCAAGUCGUUUGAAGCAGUCGUAUGUCGAUUCUCUGUUUGAGUUCUCAGCAUUAAAAUCGGAAUCAGCUUCGGAUUUACAUUCUCUUGUGGAACGAUUUGAGGCCAACGUCAAAAUUCUACAUCAGCUAGGCGAACGGACUGAAUACUGGGACAUACUGCUUAUUCGAAUGCUUAGUAUUCGUUUAGACAGCACGACAAGACGGGACUGGGAAGUUUAUGCUACGACUAAAGACAGCGUUUCAUUCCAAGACCUCGUAGCAUUCAUUCAACGCAGAGUAACCGUUCUAGAAAGCAUUAAGGCAAAGGUUCCAGAAACUACUUUCUCGGGAAAUUUAAGAAAAUCCACACAGCGGUCUGUUAGUAGUCAUAGUGCUUAUCAGUUGAAUGAUAAACAUUGCGCAAUCUGUUCCGAGAAUCAUGUUCUGUACCAUUGCCCCAGAUUUGCAAAAAUGAGUUUGGACACGAAGGAGAAAGAAAUUCGUCGACUGCACUUGUGUCGUAAUUGCUUGCGUAAGGGUCAUUUAGCAAACAACUGUUCAUCUACAAAUUGUAGAAAAUGUAGAGGGCGUCAUCAUACUCUGCUUUGUUCAGGAGACUAUCACAACAACAAAUCUACUGAAUCCACGAAAGCCGAAAAUUCUCUACCAUCUCAACAACCUACGACGUCGGUGUCAGCCAUUCUUGAUAAUCCAGUGAGCCUUGCUUCCACUGGUUGUAAAAAAGUUUUACUUGCCACAGCUAUUGUCAAUCUCAUCGAUGACAAUGGAACAAUCCACACAGCCAGAGCUUUGCUUGACUCUGGCAGUGAGUGCUGCUUCAUCACAGAAUCGUUAUCGCAACGAAUGAAGUCCAGCCGCGUAAAAAUCAACCUCCCUAUCAGCGGAAUUGGCCAAUCACUUUCCCACGCACGACACAAGAUACAAACCACGCUACAGUCUCGUGUCAGCAACUUUUCGACUACCCUAGAAUUUAUUGUCCUUCCCAAGGUCACUACUAAUUUGCCAACAUCAUGCUUUGACGUCAGCGAUUGGAAGAUACCUUCCGACAUCAACCUAGCAGACCCCGCCUUCUUUGCAACCAAUCCUGUCGAACUCAUACUAGGAGCCGAAAUCUUCUUCGAGCUACUCAAACCUCCAGGACGAAUUUCUCUCGGCGAUAGUUACCCCCUGCUGAUCAACUCUACAUUAGGCUGGAUCGUAUCUGGAAGGACAAGCAACUGCCAUUCUACAGGUCCUGUAAUGGCAUCCGUAGCUUCGGUCGCUGAGCUUCAUCGGUUGAUGGAACGAUUUUGGUUAAUCGAAGAAGGUGACUCAACUCCGUGCCACUCAGUGGAAGAGGCUGCUUGCGAGAACCACUUCCAGAGCACGGUUUCUCGAACGGAUGAUGGCAGAUACAUGGUGCGGUUACCAGUGAAGCAGGACCUUCUCCCCAACCUAGGCAACAAUUGGAAUACGGCAAAUCGGCGUUUCAAGUAUUUGGAAAGUAAACUAUCACGGAAUAAUGAUCAGCGAAUCCAGUAUGUCGAGUUUAUGCACGAAUAUUUGUUCUUGGGUCACAUGUGUGAAGUAAAUAGAGCUCACCAAUUAGACGCUCUCGAGUACUUCAUGCCUCAUCACGCAGUAAUACGCGAAUCGAGCACUACUACUAAAAUUCGCGUAGUCUUUGAUGCAUCCUGCAGGUCCGCAUCCGGUGCAUCACUGAACGACAUCCUCAUGGUUGGCCCUGUAGUACAGGAGGACAUCCGAUCUAUCAUCAUGCGAGCUCGAAAACAUCAAAUCAUGCUUAUUGGCGACAUAAAGCAAAUGUACCGACAAAUAUUAGUAGAUCCACGUGACACCCCGAUGCAGCGCAUUGUCUGGAGAAGCAAUCCAACAUCGCCACUGGCAACCUUCGAGCUCAAAACCGUCACUUACGGUACAGCGAGCGCCCCGUUUCCCGAAGCAGCGACCAUCCUGAAACGAGACUUCUACGUAGACGAUUUAUUCUCCGGAGCUGAAACUGUUGAAAAGGUCAUAUCGUUACGCGAGCAACUUGAUGCAUUAUGUCAGCGAGGAGGAUUUGAACUCCGUAAGUAUGCAUCCAAUUCCGAAGCAGCCUUAGAGGGACUUUCAGAUGACAAACGAGCUCUACAACCAACUAUCGAAUUUGAUGGGAAUCCAAUCAUCAAAACUCUGGGUCUACAUUGGGAACCUGCUUCCGAUGUUCUCAAAUACGUCAUCGAACUCGAACCAUUAUCAUCCGACAUGUGCCUUACUAAACGACACGCUUUGUCAUUGAUUGCGCGACUUUUUGACCCCCUUGGCUUAGUCGCACCGGUCGUGGUGACUGCUAAGAUCUACAUGCAAGUUUUAUGGACAUUGCGAGAUGAAGAUUCCAAAACCUGGCCUUGGGAUCGUCCUCUUCCGAAAGAUCUAAUCAUUCGUUGGAAUUCGUACUAUUCACAACUUCAUCAUCUUAAUAUGCUCAAGAUUGAACGUUGCAUUUUGGUCGCUAAUCCAACAUCCAUUCAGCUUCAUCUCUUCUCUGAUGCGUCAGAGUCAGCUUACGGCGCCUGUGCCUACCUAAGAUCAGUCGACCCAUCCGGUUUUGUAAAAAUUGCAUUGAUUACGACCAAAUCGAAAGUAGCCCCCCUCCAAAAGAAAAGUAUCGCUCGCCUUGAACUUUGCGGCGCCUUAGCCGCCGCCCAACUUUAUCAAAAAGUCAUUUCCUCGCUGAAAUCCAACCCAGAAACCUUUUUUUGGGUUGACUCGACAACCGUCUUGGCAUGGUUAAAUUCCACACCUUCUACGUGGAGCACGUUCGUCGCCAAUCGCGUGUCGAAAAUUCAAUUGGCUACCAUCAACACUCACUGGAAUCACGUGUCUGGAAAGGAAAAUCCAGCUGACCAUCUUUCCCGUGGAACCACCGCCGAGUUUCUUCUGACUUGCUCAUCCUGGUGGAAUGGUCCUGAUUGGCUGAGGCUUGAACCUGAGUUUUGGCCUAGCAACAAUCAUCAAAAACGUCUUACUGAAGUGGCAGAAGAGAAACGAAAAACUCUGUCACUGAUUGCCGCAGCCCAACAUGAAGAGACUUUCCUAGAUUCUUACGUGCAAAGAUUUUCCGACUAUAGAAAAAUGCUUCGAGUGACUGCCUAUUGCAUGAGAUUCAUCGAUAGGUUUUCAUUAAAAACUAGUUUCAAUCACCCAACAACCAAUCUCACAGUCGAGGAAAUCCGAAGAGCAGAAAGAAACCUCAUAAGAAUUCUACAAGAACAACAUUUUGAAGAAGAACUUAGGUGCCUACACGACGGAAAACAAGUGUCAUCAAAAUCAAAGCUUCGUUGGUUUCAUCCAAUUUUGGGAAUCGAUCAUCUACUUCGCAUCGGGGGACGUUUGAACAAAGCUCCACGAACCUACGACAGCAAGCAUCAAAUCAUUUUACCAUCCACCCACGCAUUCUCGACUCUGCUCAUUCGUUCUUUCCACCUCAACCAUCUGCACGCCGCUCCUCAACUUUUACUAAGUCUCCUACGCAUGAGAUAUUGGGUUUUGGGAGCUAGAAAUCGUGCUCGAUUGAUCGUUCGCCAGUGCAUCAUCUGCUUUAAAGCUCGCCCUAGAUUAGUCGAGCAGUUUAUGGGUGAACUACCUGCUGCGAGAAUAACAGCAACACGACCAUUCGCCGUUGCUGGCAUUGAUUAUUGGGGGCCCAUCUUUCUCAAACCAGUCCACAGGCGCGCUGCGUCUGAGAAAGCAUUCGUCGCUGUUUUCGUUUGCUUCUCAACGAAAGCAGUACACAUUGAACUUGUUGCCGAUCUCAGUACUGCCAAAUUCAUUCAAGCGCUUCGGAGAUUUGUAUCGCGACGGGGAUUAUGCUCCGACAUGCACAGCGACAACGGUCGUAAUUUUCUGGGAGCCGACAACGAAUUACGCCGAUUGGUCAACAGUUCUUCCCACCAACAAGCCGUCAAUCAAGAAUGCCUCGCCCACGGAAUAAGGUGGCACUUCAACCCACCAAAGGCUUCUCACUUCGGGGGAUUGUGGGAGGCUGCUAUCUUUUCAGCCCAAAAGCAUUUUAUACGAGUGAUUGGGAAUCAUACAUUAGCCUACGACGACAUGGUUACGCUUUUAUGUCAGAUCGAAUGCUGCUUAAAUUCUCGCCCCAUCACCCCCCUGAGUGAUGAAUCUUCGGAUCUAGAACCACUCACUCCCGGACAUUUUUUGAUCGGUUCGCAACUAAAAGCAGUUCCAGAUAACGACCUAUCAGAUAUCCAAAUGAAUCGUCUUCGCAAAUGGCAACAAACCCAGAAAAUCUUCCAGGACAUUUGGAAGAGAUGGCAUCGCGAGUAUCUGUGCACUUUGCAGGCAAGAACCAAAUGGUGCAACACUCCCGUCGAAAUCAAACCUGGUCAACUGGUACUCCUCAAAGACGAAGGAAAAAUUCCUAUGCACUGGCCAACAGCGAGAAUUACUGAGAUCCACCCCGGAGACGAUGGAAUUACACGGGUUGUUUCUGUUCGAAGCUCAUCCAAGGUCUACACUCGUCCAGUGACGAAAAUUUGUGUACUGCCGUUCUCAUCACAACCAACUCCUACUGAAGCGCCUGAGAAAUCCAACAAGUCCGGUGAAGGCCAAUCCGAUAUCCAGGGUACAACGGUUCCAAUUUGUAAACAUCGAGACAUCAUAACAACAACAUCGCAGCAAAGUCAACAAGCCGAGGGAGUGCCCAUUCGUCCGAUUACACGGUGCGCCGCCAAACUCAUCUUUCCACCCAGUCAUCAAAACCGCCCAGCAUGCAGCCAGUGUCGCACAAGGUUUUCGCAUCAAGAAGGUCAGCGUAAUGUUCAGAAAUGCUAUUUCUGA
Uranotaenia lowii is the source of this 5439-nucleotide messenger RNA. RefSeq lists its product as uncharacterized. Bases 1 to 5439 code for a protein of 1812 amino acids. Gene Ontology annotation, biological process: DNA integration. NCBI's taxonomy places the organism in Eukaryota, Metazoa, Arthropoda, Insecta, Diptera, Culicidae. Gene Ontology annotation, molecular function: nucleic acid binding. The record is from RefSeq and is a predicted model, not a curated record. The transcript is spliced from 2 exons.